Molecule: messenger RNA, 3852 nt
Organism: Chironomus riparius
Lineage: Eukaryota; Metazoa; Arthropoda; Insecta; Diptera; Chironomidae
Source: the annotation of a GenBank genome assembly
CACACUUAAAUUAGUGGAAAUUUAAUUCAAUUCAACGUCUUAAUUUGUGUAUCGUGUUUUAAUAAUCAUGUGUUAAUAAAGUCACAAAAUGUAGAUGUGUCUCAAAAAAAAAAAGAAAAUUACUUUUUUUUUCGGACUGAAGAAAAUUCAAGGAUGUGUUGGCUCGUUUUUCAUCGAAGCCGUAGCAUACUCUUAGUGUCGUCAUUGUUAAUACUGUUUGGAAUAAUGCAUAUUGCAAAAAUAGAAAGAAUGAAGUGAAGAAGGAAGAGGAAAAAGUGAAAAAUCCAGCAGGAAAAAGUUCACAAAAAUAUAUAUUAAAUAAAAAAUACAUAAAAUAAAGUGCAUGUGGAGAAGUGAAAUUCAAUUUUAUUUAUGUACGAGUCACUAGCAAUAAGUUUAACCUGCUUGAAAUAUUAAAAAAAAAAAGGAAAACGUUCCAUCACAAAAUAAAGAAUACAGACGUAGAGACUUAGUUAUUUAAUCGAUAUAUACAUAUAGCUAGUUAGUGAACACAAAGACACGUUAAAAAAGUGAAAAAAAAAAUAUAAAAAUAAAAAACUUAAAAUAAUGUCUGGUGGAAAAGAAAAAAAGUCUAUACGCGGGAGUAAAGCACAAGGCUGGGAGGAAGCUGGAUCAGAAUUUUAUCAAGAGAGUUAUCCUGGAGAUAUCGAUAAUAUUCAACGUGAUCCAUCAAAACUUGCAACUUUACUGCCAUCAAAACAGCGUGUUGCCACAAAUCGGCGCGGUCGGCAAACACAUCAGGAGUUUAAGACAACACGUCGUAGAAAUAGUACACUGACAGCAACGAGAACGUUUCGACGUGGCUCACAAUAUCAAGAGAUACAAGUAGCAACGCUGCCUGAUUUGUCGGAAAAUUUAAUCAAUGAAAGUCAAACGUGGGAGGAAAUUCGCGAAAUUAAAGCGAUGCCGGUUCAUAUGGCACAGAAACGUGAACUUAAGAAUCAAUUACAGAAUGCAACAAAAUUACGAUUGCAAGGCUUUGAGCAGAUUAAAUGGAAGAGACGGAAAGCGUGGCAGAAGAUAAUGAGAAAAUGGAGUGAAUAUCUCACAAAAAUGGAAUUGUGGCGAUCGUCAUUAAAGAAAAUCGAGGGAAAUUUCGGCACCGGAGUUGUUGCAUAUUUUGUAUUUCUACGGUGGCUGAUGGUCCUCAAUCUUCUCAUCUUUACAAUCAUUUUCAUGUUUAUUGUACUGCCUCAGCUCAUAUUGAAUGAGCCAAAAGAUUUACCAUGUGAUCUCAAUGCACAACCCGAACUCAAACCCCGAUGGAUAUCAAAUGUCAAUAAUUCAGAUAAUGGAUAUUAUGAGGAUACAUGGUACUAUCCUAAUACGACAGUCCAGUGUUGUCGUGAGGCAUACAAUAAUGAGAUUAAGCAUAAUCGAAGUGAUUUUUCAAUAUUACAUAUUGUACAAGGUACAGGAUUUAUGGAAAAGACAUUUCUAUUUUAUGGAAUGUAUACAAAUCAAAUUUAUGGAUAUGAUCCAUUAGCUAAUAGUCAACAAGAACAAGAUAAGACAAAUAAGUUAAGUAGCAGUAGUAGUGAUGUGCAACAUAAUUCCCCAUUUAUGUAUAGUCAAAAAGACGAUAAUUUCUCAAUCGAUGAGAAGCAUAAUUCAUCUUCGGUAAUGAUGAGUGCUUUGCUGGGAUUUAAUGACAAUAGUACUAGUACAUUAGCAGCAGAUCUCACAAAUUUUACAACAUGGCGUGAAUUUUUUAACAAUCUGGAUAUUUAUUACGAUUUACCGCUCGCAUACAUAAUCGUUACGAUAGUUUGCUAUCUUUACACGCUCGUUGCAAUCGUUAAAGCUGUUGCGCAUGAAUUUAAGGAUCGUCUUGUGGAGGGCGAAGGGCAGUUUUAUCAAUAUUGUAAUUUGAUAUUUUGUGGAUGGGAUUUUAGUUUGCAUAAUGAAAAAUCAGCACAAAUUAAGCAUAAGGCACUAUAUAAUGAAAUACAAAGUUUAAUGCACAUAAGACGAUACGAAUUCGAGAGAAAUAAUCGAACAAGAGAUAUCAUGAUUAAGCUAUAUCUUAUACGUAUGUUAAUUAAUUUCUUCGUAUGUGUUAUUCUUGUGAUUUGUGGUGUAGUCAUAUUCUUCCUAUUCAACGUGUCAUUCAUGCGUCUGGAGCCGAAUUUCGAGACAGUCACUCGAUAUCGUAGUUUUAAUGUUUUCAUGAGUAAAGUAAAGAAAUUGACAUCUGGUGAAGAGACAACAACUGAUGUUGAUGCACAAUUUGAUAUAUUAUUCUUCGAAUUCCUACCAUACGUAGCUAUUGUCAUCUUUAACUUACUCGUGCCAAUCUUAUUCAACUAUCUUAUACAAUUUGAACAAUACUCGCCACUUUUCGUCAUUAAAAUGAAUCUAUUUCGUACUAUUGGACUACGUUUGAGUUCAUUGGCUGUAUUGCUUAGCCGAUUCUAUUAUCUCAUCACAACACGAAAUGAAGAUUCUGAAAACAUUGAAUGUCAUAAUGUACGCUACGGUACACCUCAAUGCUGGGAGACUUUUAUUGGACAGCAGUUCUUUAAAUUGUUCAUUGUUGACUUCGUAACGCACAUCUUCGUGACAUUCUUUAUAAAUUUCCCGCGAGCACUUAUUGCACGUAAUAUGAACAAUGCAUUUUCGAAAUUUAUCGAAAUAGAUUUUGAGCUUUCAAAACAUGUACUGGAUGUUGUAUAUUCGCAAACUCUCUGCUGGCUUGGAACAUUCUAUGCGCCAUUUCUGCCUGCCAUUGCUGCUGUACUCAUAUUCUUCAUGUUCUAUAUAAAGAAAUUUGCGUGCCUGGUUAACUCAAAGCCAUCAGCCAUACUGUAUAGAGCUAGUAGAUCAAAUUCACUAUUUAUGAUAAUUCUUCUAUUUAGUUUUACAAUCGCAAUAAUUCCCGUAGUUUAUGCAAUUGCUGAAGUUAUUCCAUCGAGAAGUUGUGGACCAUUUAGUGGACUCAAUUCCGUUUGGGAGCGUGCCAUAGUUGCAUUCAAUAAAUUACCAGUUGUGUUACGUGACAUUAUCUUCUUCUUCGGAACAUCAUCAUUUGCCAUUCCAUGUUUUAUUGUAUUAAUCCUCUUCCUAUACUAUUAUUAUUCUGUAUCGGCAGCUAACAAGCACAUGGUUCAAGUACUCAAGAAUCAGCUUGUUCUUGAAGGACAUGAUAAACAAUUUCUACUCAAUCGACUUAGUUUGUUUAUUAAGCAACAACAAGAAUAUCAGAAGCGAAUACAAAGACAAUUUUAUGAUCAAGCGAGUACGACAACUAAUUCACAGCAGUCACAAUCGCAAGGUAUUAAUAUUGACACGAUACCACCACCGCUUUUACCGCGUGCACCACGCAGUGAAACUGGAAGUAACGAUCGUAGUGAACGAUCAUCUGUUGAGAUUAAACAUCAUACAAGAAUGUCCAAGGAUAUUGGUGAUAUAUAAAAAUUAAGGCAAAUUAAUGAUAAUAAAUUAAGUUAAGAUGGUGAAAAAUAAGUUUACAUUUGUAGAUUUUGUCAUGGGUUUAAUUGAUGUUUUCAUGAUGAUUCCAUAAAAAAUGCAGCUUAAACUUUUUAAUUAAAAUAAUAUUAAAUUUUAAAAUUGUGUGUUUAAAGAAAUCACUAAAAAGGCAUCUAGGAAACAAUUUUUAAGAAAAAAAAGGUCCCACACAAAGAAAAGUGAUAUUUCAUUUAGUUUUUUUAGUACAUAAAUGGAAUUAUUUUUUUUUGUGCUUGUGUAUUUAUCGUCCUUAGUUGUUUAAGACUAGUUUACGGAUAAAAAAGAACGAAAUGGAGAGAUUUUAUUUUCAUAUGAAGAAAAAGAGAUUUUAUUGAUUAAAGAAUGUGUUGAUUCAUGCCAGAA